Molecule: messenger RNA, 177 nt
Organism: Plasmopara halstedii
Lineage: Eukaryota; Oomycota; Peronosporomycetes; Peronosporales; Peronosporaceae
Exons: 2
Coding region: 1-177 (58 amino acids)
Source: RefSeq, a predicted model, not a curated record
AUGCCAAGUACGGAAACUGCAUUCGUAUGUUUUGCGAAGGGUGAGCUGGGAGUCUCAUCGAUCAAGUCGGUUGAGACAGCAAAGGAAGGCUUCGAGCUGGGUCCCUCAAAUCAAAUCUCUGCUGGGUUGAGAGAAACUAAUGUGAUAUCCUUUAAAAGGCGGCUUGGAGCGCUUUAG